This is a messenger RNA of Cervus elaphus (red deer), 7543 nucleotides long. RefSeq names its product nuclear receptor interacting protein 1 (gene NRIP1). Gene Ontology annotation, biological process: regulation of transcription by RNA polymerase II. Bases 312 to 3782 code for a protein of 1156 amino acids. Gene Ontology annotation, molecular function: transcription coregulator activity; signaling receptor binding. Gene Ontology annotation, cellular component: nucleus. NCBI's taxonomy places the organism in Eukaryota, Metazoa, Chordata, Mammalia, Artiodactyla, Cervidae. The record is from RefSeq and is a predicted model, not a curated record. The transcript has a single exon.
GCAGUGUAUUCACUGAGGAUUCUGUCUGCUUGCCACGGCAGCUCUGUAUCUAGAGGAGUUCUGCUGUUUCUUGUUUGGGAGUUCCCAGCUCUGAGGUCAGACUCCACCACAGUCUGCCUGCCUUUUGUCUCAUCAUUGCCAGCCAGCAGUAAUCCUGGUCGGAAUGGAACCGCAUACCUCUAUCUAAUUACUAUGGAAGGUGAUAAACCAACACUCACUUAUUGAAGUUACAUCUCUCCCCCCCCGCCCCUGCAGAAAACCAUUCCUCAAAGUGAAUAGAAACCAAGCCCUCGUGAGCACUUCUAUUGAACAUGACUCAUGGAGAAGAGCUUGGCUCUGAUGUGCACCAGGAUUCUGUUGUUCUAACUUACCUAGAAGGAUUACUAAUGCAUCAGGCAGCAGAGGGGUCAGGUACUGCCGUCGACAAAGCGUCUGCCGGGCGUAAUGAAGACGAUCAGAACUUUAACAUUUCUGGUAGCGCGUUUCCCACCUGUCAGCGUGAUGGUCCAGUUCUCAGCACGCACACGUAUCAGGGAUCUGGCAUGCUGCACCUCAAAAAAGCCAGACUCUUGCAGUCUUCUGAGGACUGGAACGCAGCAAAGCGGAAGAGGCUGUCUGAUUCCAUCGUAAAUUUAAACGUAAAGAAGGAGGCUCUGCUGGCUGGCAUGGCUGACAGUGCGCCUAAAGGCAAGCAGGACAGCAAGGUACUGGCCUCUCUGCUUCAGUCGUUCAGCUCCAGGCUGCAGACUGUUGCCCUGUCACAACAAAUUAGGCAGAGCCUUAAGGAGCAAGGAUAUGCCCUGAGUCAUAAUUCUUUAAAAGUGGAGAAAGAUUUAAGGUGCUAUGGGGUUGCAUCGAGUCACUUAAAAACUCUGUUGAAGAAAAGCAAAGCUAAAGAUCAAAAGCCCGAUACCAGUGUCCCUGAUGUCACGAAAACCCUCAUCAGAGAUCGGUUCAUAGAGUCACCUCAUCACGUUGGGCAGAGCGGAACAAAGGUCAUGAGCGAACCCUUGUCUUGUGCUGCAAGAUUACAGGCUGUCGCAAGCAUGGUGGAGAAAAGGGCUAGUCCUGCCACUUCACCCAAACCCAGUGUUGCUUGUAGCCAACUAGCACUUCUUCUCUCCAGCGAAGCCCAUUUACAGCAGUAUUCUCGAGAACAUGCUUUAAAAACACAAAAUGCAAACCAGGCAGCAAGCGAAAGACUUGCUGCCAUGGCCAGAUUACAAGAAAAUGGCCAGAAGGACAUGGGCAGUUUCCAGCUCUCCAAAGGCAUGUCAGGCCAUCUUAAUGGUCAGGCAAGAACAUCAGCAAACAAAGUAAUGGCUAGCAAAAGUACAGCGUUUCAGAAUCCAAUGGGUAUUGUCCCUUCUUCCCCCAAAAAUGCAGGCUAUAAGAACUCCCUGGAAAGAAACAAUAUAAAACAGGCUGCUAAUAACAGUUUGCUUUUACAUCUUCUUAAAAGCCAGACCAUACCCAAGCCGAUGAACGGACACAGUCACAGUGAGAGAGGAAGCAUUUUUGAGGAGGGCAGCACCCCUACAACUAUUGAUGACUACUCAGAUCACAAUCCCAGCUUUACCGAUGAGAGCAGUGGUGAUGAAAGUUCUUACUCCAACUGUGUCCCCAUAGACUUGUCUUGCAAACACCGGAUAGAAAAACCCGAACCCGACCAGCCUGUUUCUCUGGAUAACUUAACUCAGUCCUUGCUCAACACGUGGGAUCCAAAAGUCCCCGAAGUUGACGUCAAAGAAGAUCAAGAUACCUCAAAGAAUUCUAAGCUAAAUCCGCACCAGAAGGUCACCCUUCUUCAGUUGCUGCUUGGCCACAAGAAUGAAGAAAACGUGGAAAGAAACAGCAGCCCUCAGGAAGCACACAGCGAUGAGGCAAAGUUCAGCACACAGAAUUACACGCGCACGUCUGUAAUAGAAAGCCCCAGCACCAACAGGACUACUCCCGUGAGCACUCCACCGUUACUUGCAUCCACCAAAGCCGACUCUCCCAUCAACCUUUCCCAACACUCUGUGGUCAUCAAAUGGAAUUCCCCACCAUAUACCUGCGGCCCCCAGCCUGAAAAGCCAGCGAAUACCGCCUCAAACCACCUGAUGGACCUUACAAAAAGCAAAGAAUCGCAGGGGGAGAAAGCCAUCCAACAUGAAGGUGCACAAAACUCGGCCACUUUCAGUGCCAGUAAACUGUUACAAAAUUUAGCCCAAUGUGGAAUGCAGUCCUCCGUGUCAGGGGAAGAGCAGAGACCCAGUAAACAGCUGCUGGGUGUGAACACAGAAAAACCUGCAGGUAUGAUUGACAGACUGAACAGCCCUCUGCUAGCCAAUAAAACCAGUGCAGCUGAAGAGAAGAAAGCAUUCGGCAGCCACACAAUCGGUCCUGAACCAGGACUCUCUGGGUCUGAAAUAGAAAAUCUGCUUGAAAGGCGCACCGUCCUCCAGUUACUGCUGGGAAAUCCCAACAAAGGGAAGGCCGAAAAGAAAGAGAAGAUGCCCUUAAGAGAUGAGAGCACUCAGGAACAUACAGAUAGAGCUUUAAGUGAACAAAUACUGAUGGUGAAAAUAAAAUCUGAGCCUUGCGAUGACUUACAUCCGCAUGCCACGGGCAUGCACUUGAGCCACGAGGCUCCGGGCGCGCCCUUCUUAGGGAUGGCCCCUCCCGUGCGGAGAAGCGCCCCUGCCUUACCAGCAUCCGAGGACUUGAAACCAGAGCCCGGCUCACCUCAGGAUUUUUCUUUCUCAAAGAACGGUCUGCUGAGUCGAUUGCUGAGACAAAAUCAAGACAGUCACCUGGCUGAUGAGCUGGACAGCAGUCACAGAAACAGUGAACUGACACUUGUAGAAUCGAGGAACCUUUGCAUGGUCCCUAAGAAAAGGAAGCUUUACACCGAGCCGUUAGAAAACCCCUUUAAAAAGAUGAAAAAUAGCAUAGUCGAUGCUGCAAACAGUCACAGUGCUCCGGAGGUGCUCUAUGGGUCCUUGCUUAACCAGCAAGAGCUGAAACUUAGCAGAAGUGAUCUUGAGUUUAAGCAUCCUGCCAGUCACGGUUCGGCCAGCGAAAGUGAGCCCAGGAAUUGGACCAGAGAGAGCAAAAGCUUCAACGUCCUGAAACAGCUGCUCCUCUCAGAAAACUGCGUGAGAGAUUUGUCUCAGCACAGGAGUAACUCUGUGGCUGACAGUAAGAAGAAAGGCCACAGAAACAAUGCGACCAACAGCAAGCCUGAAUUCAGCAUUGCUUCUCUAAAUGGACUGAUGUACGGUGCCGCCCAGCCCGGCGGUUGCAUGGACAACAGGACAUUUCCAUACCCAGGUGUCGGCAAGGCCCCCCUGAGCCCUCCUUUCCCGGAGCACUUGGGCUGCACAGGGUCUAGACCAGAAGCUGGGCUUGUGAAUGGGUGUUCCAUGCCCAGUGAGAAGGGACCCAUUAAGUGGGUUAUCACAGAUGUGGACAAGAAUGAGUAUGAGAAAGACUCUCCGAGACUGACCAAAACCAACCCAAUACUCUAUUACAUGCUCCAGAAAGGAGGCAACUCUGUUACCAGUCGAGAAACACAGGACAGGGACAUUUGGAGGGAGCCUUCAUCUGCUGAAAGUAUCUCACAGGUUACAAUCAAAGAAGAGUUACUUCCUGCUGCAGAAACUAAAGCUUCUUUCUUUAAUUUAAGGAGCACUUAUAAUAGCCAUAUGGGAAAUAAUGCUUCUCACCCGCACAGCGCAAAUGGAGAAGUUUAUGGACUUCUGGGAAACAUGCUAACAAUAAAAAAGGAAUCAGAAUAAAAUGGACCUGCCAUCCACCUUUGGAUCUUUUUAAAACUAACGAAUAUGAACUUGAGAUCUGUAUAAAUAAGCGCAUGAUUUGAGAAAAGCAUGGUAUAAUUGAAACUUUUUCGUUUUGAAAAGUAUUGGUUGAUGGUGAUGUUUAAAUAUGCAGACUACUUUUUGCUUCAUGUUAAAUGUCAUGAGGAAGCUGCCGAACUAGCCAUUGGUUUGACACCUUCUGUAUGCAUCAGACAACAACUGUGAGUAGCCCAUGAGCGAUAAUUCUGUUUUUGAUCACAGGUAAUAGGCAUAAAUAUAAUUCUCCAUCCAGCAGAUUAAUGCAUUGCUGCCUUUAUUAGGGUACUUGAUUUUGCUUUUCAGAAGCAACCUACAUAACACAUUUUUUAAAGUCCACAUUAUUAAAUAAUAACUCUUUAAAGGGUAAUUGAAUUUAAAAAACCUAGUGCUGUUUCAUUUCUCAUUCAGUUCCAAAACAAAUUAGAAAAAUAUAUGCUUACAUUUUUCACUUUUGCUAAAAAAAAAAAUUAUUUUUGACUCUUGAAAGGGGUUUUGUGAUUCCUCAAUGUGUCUGCCCUUCCCCAAUCCUUUUCAAUAUUCUGUAUCUCUUUAAACCUUGUACUACUUGGUAAAAAUUGAUUACAAUUGGUGGAAGUUUGAUAGAUCUUAAAAAAUGGCAGAUUUCCAUUUUUGUAUUUUAACUACUUUACUAAAUUAAUAUUCCUCCUUUUACAGAAUUAGGAAAGUUAACAUUUAUCUUCAGGUGGUUUCCUAAAUAACUGAAAUAAGUUGUUUUUAACAAGCAAAAUGGCUUUUCUUUGGACAGUUUUCACCAUGUCUUGUAAAAGCCACUUCUCACCAUCUCUGUGGUACCUGUGAGUCUGACGACCAGGGUUUCUUAAAGCUGGACUCAGACUACCUGCAUUAGCAUCGUCCAGAGCACUUGCUUUAAAACGCAGAUUCCCAGGCAGCAUCUCCGAUCUACCAAACAAGAAUUCUCUGCUGAGUGGACCUGGGAGUCUUCCUUCUGCAUCUUAAUACACUCCCUAGGGGUUUCUUCUGCACACUGAAAUUUGGAUUUUGAAAAUUGAAACCACUGCUUACGACUUUUCUCAGAAAACAGGAUUGUAAACAAACUAUUUGAUGCCUAUAUUUUCCCCAAUGUAGUCACACGUCAACUCAAAAUUUGCAAUAUUGUACUUCAUAUUAUUACUGUUAUAUCUUUGGAAAUCGGGUUCCGAAUACUUUUUAUGACAAAAAAAAAAAAAAUCGGGUGGAGGGGACAACUUUCAUAUCUGGCUCAACAUCUCAGGAAAAAUAUGUGAUUACUUGUGUGUUCCAAUGAGUAACAUCUACUUAAUUAGCCUUAGGGAUGGAAUAACAGGGCCACUUACCAAACUCAGGUGAUUCCAGGAUGGUUUGGCAACUCCUCCUGAAUACAUCCUUAACUUCUGUGAAAACCAUUGUCCUAAGAACAGUGCUGGCAAAGAUGAAAACACAUUUCACACCCAAGAAAGGCACUAAACUCAGAUUGCUUAAACAAAAACGUAAAGGGCAUAUAUACAUGGCAGAGUUGUACACAGUCACUCCAUCUGAUCUGUUAUUUUAAAAUAGUGAUUAAAAGGAAACAUUGAUGUUUUCUUGGAAGAAUUUAAUAUAUUAUUGAGCCACAUGGGGUUUCUGUCUUGAAACACAUCCAUGUUUUUCAGUUCAUUUUUUACCAUCCACAGUUCAUUCACCAGAUAGAUUUGGUUUUAAUUGUGAACCCAGGUAGCAACUGACCUACCAAAAAACUGUUAUAUAAUCAACUAUUAAUUAGAAGAAAAUCUAUUUGAAAUUGUUCUACUUGAAGUUGUUUCUAAGAUUUUUAUAUUAAAAAUGGGCGUUAUUUCCUAAUAUGAUCUAAAACCCUAAAUGAUUAUUUUUUUCUCAGAAUGAUUUGUAAAUAGUUACUGAAUAUAUUAAAAAAAUAAUAGGAGUGAAUAUUAUGCCAUGUCAUGAAAAUUUCACUGGCCAGUGAAGAUAUUCAACUGCAUCCCAUCUUUAUUCUCUGACAGUCUUACUGUCUACACUGUAUAAGCUUUUAAAACAAGUCAUUUUUUUUCUGAAAGUUCUGGAGCCUUAGAAGUAUGCUAGAAAAACUGCCAUUGUUCCCCCUUGGUUAGGGGAAAAUGGGCUUUUACAAGGGAGUGAAAUUUAGAUCAGGAAAAAGAUCAAGGGCCAACACUGUAUUUUUUUUUGUUUCCUUCCUUUGGUUGGUUGGUUGUUUUUUGGUGGUGGUUAUUGUCAGCAGUCAAAGAAAUGAAGAUUAUGUCGUAUAUAGAUAAACCCGACCAAGAAGAAGGCUGUUCUGAUAUACUAGAGAGUGUCCCCAAUUUGAGUUUAGUACUGUCUUAAAGAAGAGUGGUGAGAAAGGGCACACAUCCCUAAAUGCACUUCGUUUAUGCAUAUGUAGAUACAAGGAUGCACAUACACACAUUUUCAAGGACUAUUUUAGAAAUCUAGACACUUUCUUCUUAACAAAGUCACUUGUGAAAGGGCACCACAGCUCUCGUUGACAUCAGAAAGGUAGCAUUACCUGUUUGCUCUCUGCUGCGUCUUACAGAAGAGUAAACUGGUGAGAGUAUAUAUUUUAUAUAUAUAUAUAUAUAUAAUAUGUAUAUAUAUAUAUAUUGACUUGUUACAUGAAGAUGUUAAAAUUGGUUUUUAAAGGUGAUGUAAAUAGUGAUUUCCUUAAUGAAAAAAUACAUAUUUUGUAUUGUUCUAAUACAGCAGAAAAGCCUUUUAAUCUCUUUGGUUUCUGUAUAUUCCAUGUACAAGUGUAAAUAUAAUCGGACAGGUUUAAAAAUUGUGCAUGUAUGUAUACAGUUGCAAGUCUGGACAAAUGUAUAGAAUAAGCCUUUUAUUUAAGUUGUGAUUACCUGCUGCAUGAAAAGUGCAUGGGGGACCCUGUGCAUCUGUGCAUUUGGUAAAAAUGUCUUAACAAGUCAGAUCAGAUGUUCAUCCCAACAUAACAGUAUCCCAUUUCUGGACACGACUUCUGUGGUUUAAGCUUUGUGGAAGAAUGCUUUGAAUCCAAGGGUCUUAAAACUUUUUAAAUCAAGUCAACCACUUUUCAAACUAAAGAGUUCACACAACUACUUUCAUGAAUUUUUUAAUCCCAUUGGAAACAUGUGCCAGGAGUUUUCCAAGGUUCUGGAAUACAGGCACACUACCGUUCCUGGUAUGAAUUCUGGGGUUUACACAACCAAUUUUGAUGCAAUCUGCUCAGUAAUAUAAUUUGUCAUUUUUAUUAGAAAUUUAAUUUCUUCAUGUGAUGUCAUGAAAUUGUACAUACUGCAGUGUGAAUUUUUUUGUUUUGUUUUUUAAUCUUUUAGUGUUUACUUCCUGCAGUGACUUUGAAUAAAUGAAGGAAAAAAUUCAUUGUCUCUGGUUUGAAAUGAUUGUUAUUUUUUUGGGCUCUCUCUGAUUUUCAGAUUUUUCAUAAACAUAAAAAGUCUCUGGUCAAGAGAAUAGCAAGUCUUCAAGAAUGCUUUGCCAUCCUUGGAAAAAUAAAGGAAAAAAAAAAAAAGAAGAUGGCCCUGGAGUUAGUGUAUCCAGAGACAGGGCAUGGAGGCACAGCUCAGAAAGACCAUCAGCUUAUAGCCUGGCCUACCCACCCUUGGUUCUGCUGUUUAGUGUGUAACUGGAUGGUCAUCAUGGAUUUUUAAAGUGGGAAAAACUUUGUACAGUGUUCAAAAAUAAAGUUGAUUUGAUACAAA